This is a messenger RNA of Daphnia carinata, 6668 nucleotides long. It is a transcript of the gene rdgA, whose product is annotated as eye-specific diacylglycerol kinase-like. Bases 15 to 5243 code for a protein of 1742 amino acids. Gene Ontology annotation, biological process: lipid phosphorylation; diacylglycerol metabolic process; intracellular signal transduction. Gene Ontology annotation, molecular function: protein binding; ATP-dependent diacylglycerol kinase activity. The transcript is spliced from 18 exons. The record is from RefSeq and is a predicted model, not a curated record. Lineage: Eukaryota; Metazoa; Arthropoda; Branchiopoda; Diplostraca; Daphniidae.
AAAAAAAAAACGCGAUGCAGAAGCUCCGUCCGCCGACAUGGCGCAGGUCGCGGACUCCGACGCCAGUGGAGAUGCGCAGCAGUGGCCCAGCAGCCAGCUGCUCGGCCAUCACCAGCUCCUCCAGCCUCGAUCUGGUUUCGCGUCAGGCCAGUUGCACGGCUCCAGUCGGCCAUUCGCAUUCGCAGCCGCUUGCAUCCGCACGCUAUUCUGAGCCCGCGCAAACAGCCAAGGAGAAUCAGACGACGUUUCUCUGUUUGCCCGUCGAUCCAGCGUCGGCUCCGGCGGCCAACAGUUGCGCCAACAGCGCCAAAAGCCAAGCCAAGCCGGCCGGCAACAACAGCCGCGCCCGAUCGCGAAGUUUCGAUUUUUCGCACGACCAGCAGGAGGCGGCAAAGUCGCUCUCAGUCGACCUGGGUACGAACGCCCAGCCCAACGCCGCAGUGGCCGUCGCAUCCGGCGGAUCGGGCCCUCUCUUGGGAAUGUUGCGUCGCUCCUUUUCGCGUCACUCGUCCACGUCGGACGGCCAGAGGAGCAGCCAAAGUUGUGUCACUUCCGCCGGCGGAGGCGGAGGCGGUGGAGGGGUAGGAGCGUUCGGCGGAAGUCUGUCGCUCGGCGGCGGCGGCGGCGGCGGCAGUUUAAGUGGCUCCGUGGCUGGGCCAGCCGGAAGCGCCGGGGGUAUCGGCAGCGCCAUUUGCAUCCAUUGCCUGUGCGUGGAAGAGUACGAACGACAGCAAGCUCAGAGCCCGCCACCACCAGCGGCUGGAACAUCAUCAGGUGUUGCUCCGUCGUUCCAGGCGGCCCUCUCUCCGGCCGUCGAUGAACUGCUGUCCGAAAAUGAGUACGAUUCGAACCGAUCGAGCAGCUGCGGCGAGAGCGCGGCCGACGAUCCGCAUCAGGACGAAGAGCUGGACACGAGCAGGUUGUCCUUCCUGGGCCAGUCGUUCGAGUGCCGCCAAAAGGUCGAACCGUGGAUCAGGGAGAACGAGAACCAAUUGGCUCCGGACCCAUCGGCCAGGGCGCUCAUCCGGCGCGGACGAUCGCUCGGCCUGGCCUCCGACACGUCGUCCAACGUCCUGCUGGGAGCGGCCCCCAAUUUGCGCAGGGGCGGGUCGGAAUGUCAGCCGGACGCGUGUCACCUGCAACAGGAAGAGGAGCAAGACUCGUGGACGGACCCUGCGCCCAGUUGUCAAAUUUCUUUUAAUUUCUCCUUUUCGUCGAGCGAGCCGUCGACCAACUAUCAAGUGUCGGAUGGCGGAUCGGCCACUCCGGUCGGCGGCCGUCGCAGCCCCGGCGGAGCCGGUACGCCUAGACUGGAACGCCAGGAGGCCUUGUGUUCCGGUUGGUUGGAAUCGGAGCCGAGUUUGGAACUGCUGGUACCCGGCCAUCAUUCGUUUAGCGCCGAUCCGGAGCACAACAACGACGACCACAGUCGGCACGUCUCGUCCGGUUCCAGGACGCACGCGUCCAUGGAAACGCACGCGUCCGUCUCGCUGGAAGUGGACUCGGGCGCGUGUGUAGGUGGCGUCGUGCAACAGGCGUCGCUCGAGAGCCAGUACUCGUUCCAGCUCAGCUUGGACGUCCACUUACCCGAAUCGGCCCGCCAACGGAUCUCGUCUUUCGAAAGCGAAACGUCCGCCGAUAGCAUGGCGUCCAGCAAUGUCAGCAUGGGCGGAACGGCCGGCGGUGGGGGCCGUUCUUCGGGUAACGGGUCGGGUUUUCUCAAUCGCUCCUCCUUGCUGGCCCGCCGCAAAUGCCUAAGCGCUGGGGCUAGCCCUAGUUCCAGCCCGCCCAUCUGCUUGUCGAAUUCGCGCUACAAUCUCUGCAGCGGCAGUCCGGGCAUCACAUCCAACAGCCGCCUCAAUCUCUGCACUGGUUCGUCGAGCGAGUACGGCGACCAAGCCGACCUGGAAGCCACUCCGCUCUCACCUAGUCCGCCAGCGGAAAUUUACCUGACAGUGCCGGUUUUGGCGCCGCUGGCUACGGCCGCCAAGACGGUCACCAGCGGGGCCAACCUGCUGCUGGACAAAUCGCGUUACUUGCGCCAGCGUUUCAGACGUCACGACUCUUCGAAAUCAUCUUCCGACAAGGACAGGGACAAAGACUCGCCGUGCGCUGUGCCACCUACACCGCCUACACCGUCUUUGACGCAGAGGUCUCUGACGGCGUGCCCGUCGUUGAGCUCGCGCAGCCUGAGCCGCGGCGGCGAUUCGCUGCGCCCUCGCUCCGAUCACUUGCCAUUCCGCUCGAGGUCUAUCGAAAUAGGCCUGCCCACCGCUCACCGACAUCAUCACAAUCAUCAUCACCAUCAUCAUCAUCAUCACGGCCAUCACCACCGCACUGAGUAUCACGAUCUGGCCGGAAGCGCUCGCAGACAGCAGUGGGUUUCGCGGCUCAAAAAAAACAAUCCGGGAGAAGUCGUGAUCCAGAGCGAGAAUGGCGAAAGGCGUGUCCUACGAUCCACUCCAGAUUGGACCGAAGAGGCAAUCAACGGUGAUCACCUGUGGGUGCCCACAUCAGCAUCCGGUGAUCUCUGUCACGUUCUCGACCAAGAUUGCACGAGAGGUGGUCCGCGGAUGAAAUGUUCCGGAUGUCGGAUCGUGGCACAUAUUUCGUGCAUACCGCAGAUGAAGUUCCUGUGUCGGCCGACUUUCUGGGAUGGCGAUUUGCGCCAGUAUCGCGAAAACACGACCACCACUCAUCAUUGGGUCCAUCGUCGAUCACAGACGGGCAAAUGUCAGAACUGUUCCAAGUCUUUCCAGUCCAAGUUGUCGUUUGGUUCCAAGGAGAUUCUAGCCAUAAGCUGUUCGUGGUGUAAAGCUGCCUAUCACAACAAGGAGAACUGUUUCAAUAUGGAUCGGCUUAAAGAGCCCUGUUCACUAGCCCAUCAGACAGUGAUCGUGCCACCAUCUUGGAUCGUGAAAUUGCCGGCGCGUGAAAAUUUCAAAUCGAGCCUGCGCAAGUCGCCGCGUAGCAAGAAAGAUCGGGGGUCAUCGCGACGCAGUAAGAGGGUCGGAGGUGUCGAGAAACCGGAACAAGUGGAGAAGGAAAGCUACACGGGAAGUGGCGGAUUCCGAUCAUUUGUAGUUAAACCAAUACCAAUGGCCGGUAGCCGUCCUAUCAUCGUCUUUAUCAACCCGAAAUCCGGCGGCAACCAAGGCGCCAAACUAAUGCAAAAAUUCCAAUGGCUCUUGAAUCCCCGACAAGUAUUUGAUCUUACGCAAGGCGGACCGCGUGCUGGAUUGGAGAUGUUCCGGAAAGUACCCAAUCUUCGGGUAUUGGCUUGCGGUGGAGAUGGUACUGCUGGAUGGGUCCUGUCAAUCCUCGACCAGAUUGAUAUCAGUCCCGCACCUCCUGUCGGCGUCUUACCGCUGGGCACGGGAAACGACUUGGCCAGAGCUCUUGGAUGGGGAGGGGGCUAUACGGACGAGCCGAUUUCCAAGAUAUUAACAUCGAUGGGUGAAGCCGAGCCAGUGAUGCUAGACCGCUGGGAAUUACAAGUGGAAAAGAAUCCUGACGCUCCACCGAGUGCAGAUGAUUCGGGCAAUCAUCAUCCGAGCAGAGACACGUUGCCGCUGAGCGUUGUUAAUAACUAUUUCUCGUUCGGCGUCGAUGCGCAAAUUGCGCUGGAUUUCCACGAAGCUCGCGAGGCUCAUCCUCAGAAGUUCAACUCGCGAUUGCGCAAUAAAAUGUUCUACGGCCAGGCCGGUGGCAAAGAUUUGCUGCAGCGCAAGUGGAAGGAUUUGUCCGAAUUUGUGACGCUCGAAUGCGACGGCAAGGACAUCACGGCCAAGCUGAGGGAGCAGAAGGUUCACGCCGUUCUAUUUCUAAACAUCCCGAGCUACGGCGGCGGCACGCACCCCUGGAACCGGGCCCACGGUCAAGAAGCAGCUACUGACGAUGGACUCAUCGAAGUCGUAGGAUUAAAAACAUAUCAAUUGCCUUUGUUACAAGCCGGUGGCCAUGGAACGUGUUUGGCCCAAUGUCGGACGGCCCGAAUUGUUACACGCAGAACGAUCCCGGUGCAAGUCGAUGGCGAAGCGUGUCGUUUGAACCCAUCGAUCAUUGGAUUGCAGCUUCUAAAUCAAGCGCCAGUGUUGGCCAAAAGGAGGGCCGGCUUCGAACCGAAUCCGGCUCCCGUCGUCGAACAGCUCAAGAUGCAAGUCAAGCGUAUCAGCAUGGCAGACUACGAGGCCCAUCAUUACGAUAAAGAAAAUCUGCAAGCAUCAGCCACGCCUUUGGGAACCAUAUCUGUCUCGCAUGAUGCCGUCCUGGAACACGUUCGCAAGCUGGUUAAUAACCUUCUUGAGCAGCAAGCAGUGGGCACGAGCAGCAGUCCCGUCGGACCUCACGGUGGUGGAUCGCCACCAACCAAUGGCGGCGAUGUGGACAAACUAUGUCCCGAUUGGUGUUUCAUUGACUGUUGUACGGCGGAACGCGUUUUUCGAGUCGAUUCCGGGCAGGAACAUUUGCAUUACAUCACGGACAUAUCAACCGAUUGUUUGUACAUUUUAGAUCCAGUCUCGGCUGCAGACACGGAAAGUCUUGGGUUGGAGAGCGGACCGAACGGCGCCAGCAACUUGUUAGACGAAGCGGGACUCGAGGACAUGGUUAACUUGGCCAACAGUCAACUACAGCAGGAAUUGCGUCACUCGGAUAAGAUGGAGAGAAAGAAUAUCACGGAGAAAGCUGAAGACGUUUCGCCCCAGCCGCCGGAGAAUGUUGUUGUGCACGACAAUUUUCUUGUGCCCAUCAAUGUCAAAAGCGUUUACGGCGAUAAGUUACCGAUCUUUUGUCCACGUAAGAGCCCAUUGCUAGAAAAAUCAUCGAGCAGCAUCGUGAAGGCGGCCAAGGAUGGAGACUUGAAAAAGCUGAAGGAUCUUCACGCAUCAGGCUACUCGCUGCUCUCCAUCGACGCUCAGGGACAAACUGCUUUGCACUGGGCGGCCCGACAUGGACAUCGCGAUGUUAUUAAAUAUUUACUCGCUUCGUCUCCGAGUGCCCUCCUGGACAUGGUCGACAACGAGAAGGGCCAAACAGCGUUACAUAAGGCUGCUUUGGCAAAGCAGCGUGCCAUCAGCUGCAUGUUAGUCGCAGCCGGAGCUAGUAUGUCAUUGGUCGACAAGGAAAGGCACACUCCGCGUAAUUUGGCAGAACGAGCCGGAGAUGCCGACUUGGCAAUUUAUCUUGCAAGUCAAGAGAACUUUCACAAAAAUGCUGCAGAUAACGUGGAGACCUCGGUUUAGCGUUCACGAAUCAUUUGAAGUCGUGUAACGAAUCGGAUAUAUCGCGACCGGAAGAAGAAAUGGAAAGCAUUUCUUGAUCUCACUAUACGUUUAAUAUUAUUUGAUUUUUUUUUUUACAGAUUUCAUUCCAAUAUCCCCUCCAUGACUGUCCUUAUGAAUGUGAGUGUAAGUAUGUGUGAUUCCCUAAUCCAUUUCAAAAUUGUUGUUGUUGGUUUUCCAAUGUAAGCGCGGCGCCAGUUAAACGGUCGGGUUGUGUAAAUAAUCCUAGUUGCGACGAGUAUGAGUUAACGCUAUUUUUCGGGGGACCCAUUGAAUUUUUUGGCAGGGCUAUAAUCGUCUUACAGUUUCUUUUUGCACUCUGUUUGGGAAAUUGAUUGGCAACUACCCAACCACUAUCACAUCUAUAUCUCCGUAUAUACAAUUAUACAUGAAGGUUAUUUCUGUCGCCCGUAAGGAAAUGAAAGUGGAGACAACAACAUAAGAAAGUCAUGAAAGCCUUUUUGACAAGCCUUUUAAGCAAUCCCAUUCUUCCACGAGAGUAUGAUAUCAAUAAAUUCGAAACCUCUUUAUUUCUACAUAUCCGCAUUCUUUUUUUUUUUUUUUUUUUUUUUCCUUUUUUGCAAACCUCUUAUUGUUUUCUCUAACUGUUUGUCCCGCGUCCCGCAUAAUUCUCUCAUCUUUCACAUAGAUGCUAAUUUUUCUUAUCCCCUUGAAAAAUGUUUACGAAGUCGAAAUUGAUUUAGCUUAGCGUAAUUCAGAUUUUUUGAUAUCUUGAGGUUUUACCUUCAUAUUGCCAAUUGUUAGUUUUCACGAACACGUUUAUUCCUCUCAUCAAACCUUACGUAUUUUUGUUUGUUUUUUUUUGUCAAUGAAAUUUUCAUUCUCAUGUGAAAUUUCCCAGUUGUUUUUGGCCCGAUGAUUGUUUAACCGCUUAGUCUGUGCUUUAGUCCAUCCUCCUUACGAAAUAUUUCGUGAUUUCACUAUGUAAGAGCUCUUGGUAUACUCUUCCAAAAAAGGACGGUGGCUAAAAUUUUGAAAAACAUUUUCCCAUUAUGGAAUCGUGUAGGUUGUUGUGCAACCCUUAACUCCCUAUCAACUUUUUUUUCAUCAAAAAUUUCCUACCAGCGUAGUAGGUGCCUUGCUCUCUAUCACUUAUUCACGAUCCCUUCACUAUUUUUCAUUGCCCUUUUUUGUCGAAUAUAUAUUACAAUAUAUAUCUCGUCUCCGGCGAGUUAGUAUUUUUUUUUUUUUUUUUCUUCCUUUGUAUGAAUCUGCGUACCAACAUACACUCACCACAUUAAAAUGUCUGAUGGAUUUCGUCCUAGUGGACAUUGUUUUCCUCAGUGUUCUUUUAAUUUGAUAUACAUUCAGAUCAUAUUUAUUCUAUGCAUCAGUUUCUAUACACGAUCGGGUUGGUACGCUCUA